Eubalaena glacialis (North Atlantic right whale) is the source of this 1453-nucleotide messenger RNA. RefSeq lists its product as uncharacterized. The coding region runs from base 245 to 1249 and encodes 334 amino acids. The transcript is spliced from 5 exons. NCBI's taxonomy places the organism in Eukaryota, Metazoa, Chordata, Mammalia, Artiodactyla, Balaenidae. The record is from RefSeq and is a predicted model, not a curated record.
CAGGGUGGUUAACAAGCUGCCCAGUGGCUGCAGAGAGAGGCUUCAGGGAGGAGCCCUGACCCCAGAGGGGCUCCUCACAGGCCGCUGGGCUCCGGGGGCUCCUAGUGGUGCUUGAGGCGGAGCCUUUGGAAGAGACGCUCGCCCAGCCCAGCCUGGGGGCCGGGCAGCCUGCGGAGGUUGGUCAGGCGGUCGCCCAUCUUCUUGCUCGGGCCCUCCGGCUUCUCCUCGGCCAGUUCGCCAAACGAUGUCUCACGCCCUCGCGAGCUGCUGCGUCGGGUCGAAAGAGAAGCGCAGAGACAGAGAAGUGAGGCGGGCAGACACCCGGAACCGUUGUUCGCGGGUGUUUGUUUCCCGCCGGAGCGGAUUUCUGGGGCCGCGUCUGGCCGAGACGGAGGCAGGAGCGGGAGCCGUCUCCGGGCUCUCCGAGUCCAUCACCCCGCGCGGCGGACAUCCUGGGGCCGCCCCUCGAGCCGCUUCCCACCGCACUCGGACCCGAGAGACCUCCGCACCGCGAGCCGGCGCCGGGAGGAUGCCGGGCAGCUGGCGCAGCCCGUUCUGGACCACUUGGCUGGAAGGAACUUCCUGGACCAUGGAGAGACUGCAGGGGCUCCAUAGAAUCUCUUGUUUCUGGUACAGAAGCUGCCUCCCCUCCCCAGCUGCAGCGCUGCCCCCCUCUGGUUCCUCCCGCGCCACGACCUGCUCGUGGACACGCGCAGCAUUCGCUACUAGUUCACCGCGCAGCUGGAGGACGAGCUGCGGGCCCCCCCUCCCCGGCGCUGCACUCGACGUUCCAACCUUCCGCGUGCGCCGCCUGGCCCAGGCCUUCCAGCGCUCCGGCCACCUGGCGCGGCCCGGCGCCGACCGCCGCACUAGGUUCCGGAUCUGGCCUGGCUGCCCUGCCCCUCUCUGGUCAACGCGCUCCUGCACCAGGACGCGGCCGCCGGACCUCGGUUUCCUCUCUGCGCGCGGGAGCGUCGGGCCCACCGCGCUUUGUGCCGACAUCACCCAGACGCUGUCGCUGCUGCUCCUUGCGCCUCAGUCUCCCCCUUCCUCGAUGGGAAGAGCCACUCUUGCCCACCUCUGCAUCUGUCAGGGUUUGGCCCUUUCGGGCCCUCGGUCUCCCCACCUGCCCGAUGGGAAGAGCCACCCUUGCCCACCUCUGCAUCUGGCAAGGUUUGGCCCUGUCUGCACCUCGGUCUCCCCAUUUGCCCAGCCGACAGAAACUUCCCUCUUCCCGCCCUCUGCCUAGUUUGGAAGGGGAUGCAGGCGGGUCGGCCAGUGGGAAGAGGACGGAUUGGGCGCGCCCGUUCCUUGUGGGACUUCGGGCAAAGACAGCCUCGCCUAGCCUCGUCUACUAAUCAAUCUCUGUCCCAGAGAACAAACUGUUCCCGUAGGGGAUGGGAAGGGAGCGGGGGGCAGGGGGCGGGCUGUGUGGUUCCCGCGCCCUCGGCCC